Molecule: messenger RNA, 623 nt
Organism: Ceratosolen solmsi marchali
Lineage: Eukaryota; Metazoa; Arthropoda; Insecta; Hymenoptera; Agaonidae
Product: thioredoxin, mitochondrial
Exons: 1
Coding region: 112-540 (142 amino acids)
Biological process (GO): cell redox homeostasis
Cellular component (GO): mitochondrion
Source: RefSeq, a predicted model, not a curated record
AGUGUUUGUUAAAGGAACUUUUUAAAGAACUUAUUCUCAAUUUGUACAUGCUUGUGUAUCAUAUUAAAAUUGUGCUAUCUAUAAAAAACAUUUUAACUUUAUAUUAUUAAAAUGUUAGCCAUUGUAAGAAAUUUGGUUCGGCUAUCUACACGGAGAAUUUCACUACGGUGUUGUAAUAAUAAGAAAUUUGAAAUUAAUGACAAUACAGAGUUUGUAGAUAAAGUGCUGAAUAGUGAUGUUCCAGUGAUAGUUAAUUUUCAUGCCGAAUGGUGUGAUCCGUGCAAAAUCCUUACUCCUAAAUUAGAAGAGUUGAUUGGACCAAUGAAUGAUCUUAAUUUAGCCAUAGUCAAUGUAGAAUUAAAUCCCGAACUAGUGCAUACCUUCGAGGUGAAAGCUGUACCCGCUGUUAUUGCUGUAUCCAAUGGCUUAGUUGUAGAUAAGUUCAUUGGCUUAGUCGAAGCCAAUAUGAUUGACAAUUUAAUAAAAAAAUUAACAGCGAGUACCCAACAGCCAUCGAAUAAAAAUAAUAUUACAACCUAAUGAUAUUUCUACGAAGAUGCGAGUAUAGCUACUUGAUAUAAUUAUACCAAUAGAAAUGUAUACAAUAUAUAAAUAUAUUGUUC